Molecule: messenger RNA, 960 nt
Organism: Labrus bergylta (ballan wrasse)
Lineage: Eukaryota; Metazoa; Chordata; Actinopteri; Labriformes; Labridae
Product: olfactory receptor 4B13-like
Biological process (GO): detection of chemical stimulus involved in sensory perception of smell; G protein-coupled receptor signaling pathway
Cellular component (GO): membrane
Molecular function (GO): odorant binding; G protein-coupled receptor activity; olfactory receptor activity
Source: RefSeq, a predicted model, not a curated record
AUGAUGAACUCCACACAAGUUUCAUAUUUCACACUCGCAGCCUAUUUUGACACAGGUAUCUUUAAAUAUGUGCAUUUCAUGGUUAUUCUGUCUGUAUAUAUCUUUAUUGUCUGUGCCAACUCUUUGCUCAUUGUGGUGAUCUGUGUGAACAGAAGUCUUCAUGAACCCAUGUACAUCUUCCUGUGCAGCCUGUUUGUGAACCAGCUGUAUGGUAGCACAGGUUUGUUUCCUCUCCUCCUAAUUCAGAUUCUCUCAGACGUUCACACUGUGUCGGCUCCUCUCUGUUUCCUGCAGAUUUUUUGUGUGCACUCUUAUGGGGCUGUUGAGUAUUUAAACUUAGCCGUCAUGUCUUAUGACAGAUUUCUUGCUAUCUGUUAUCCUCUACAAUAUAACACACGUAUGACUUAUAGAAAGAUUGCCGUGCUCAUAGCUGUGACGUGGAUAUACCCGUGUUUAGCGAUGGUUGUUUUGUUAUCUCUGAGUUCUCCUUUGCAGUUGUGUGGCAACGUCAUUAACAAAGUUUACUGUGAUACACACUCAGUGGUCAAGCUCGCAUGCACCGACACAGCUGGAGUUAACAUGUAUGGACUCGUUGCCACUUUUAGCACAAUCUUUGGUUCUUUACUCUUAAUUCUUUACACAUACAUGAGAAUCUUUCUGGUGUGUUUCUCUGGAUCCAAACAGACGAGACAGAAAGCUGUCAGCACCUGUACACCUCACCUCGCGUCCCUCUUCAACUUUUCGUUUGGGGCUUGUUUUGAAAUAUUACAGAGCAGGUUUAAUAUGAACAAUGUACCGAAUACACUGCGGAUAUUCUUAUCUCUAUACUUCCUUACAUGUCAGCCACUUUUCAACCCUGUGAUGUAUGGACUCAAACUGUCCAAGAUCUGUGUGAUGUGUAAAAGCCUGAUAUCAAAAGCAUCACAGAAUAUAAAGUCCUGCAAAAUCUUCUAUCGAUAA